This is a messenger RNA of Raphanus sativus (radish), 2133 nucleotides long. RefSeq names its product RNA polymerase I-specific transcription initiation factor rrn3. NCBI's taxonomy places the organism in Eukaryota, Viridiplantae, Streptophyta, Magnoliopsida, Brassicales, Brassicaceae. Gene Ontology annotation, cellular component: nucleus. Gene Ontology annotation, biological process: transcription initiation at RNA polymerase I promoter. Gene Ontology annotation, molecular function: RNA polymerase I general transcription initiation factor activity; RNA polymerase I core binding. The record is from RefSeq and is a predicted model, not a curated record. The transcript is spliced from 15 exons. Bases 157 to 2049 code for a protein of 630 amino acids.
GGGGUAUUUCGGUAACUUUAGGAGUUCAGUUAUAAGGGUUUGUUGGCGGAGUGAGGCAAAUCUGUCCCUUCCCCAGCCUCCCUCCCUCCCUCCCUCGGCGAAACAAAAGCUACUUCAAUUAUUAAACCUGUAGGUAAAAACAAAUCACACAAGAGGAUGGGAGCAGCAGAGGUUUUUACUGAUCCGUCAAGCUUAUAUGAUGUGGGCAACAAUGAUUCGUGUGACACUGAAACGGUGCAGGGCGUGAGAAACGCCCUUGCAUCUGCCCAGAAUGGGGAAUCAGACCGUUUCGACCAGCUUGUUGAAACAAUUCAGAUCAACGAUAGAUCUGAUGCUGCUGCUGCUGCUGAGCUUAAUACACUCUUGAAAGCUUUAUCAGGCUCUGUGGCUUGCAUAGAUAUCACUCACCAUCAAAAGCUUCUCUCUGCGAUAUUUGGAAUGUCAUUGUGGAAUCAGAGACCUCUUAUCAUGGAUGCAUUGGUGGGCCUACUCAUAUCACUGGCUGCCACCAGUGGAAAGUAUCUGGACUCUUGUCUGCAUAUGCUCGUAAGACACUUCGUUCCACCGCCUUGGGUAAUCAAUAGACUUUCACAAAGCCGUGUAAGCACCCAGAAGGGAGAAGUUCUUUCUCGUGUUCAUGAGGCUCUUCUGAAGAUCUCUCUUUUGGUUCCUCUUGCUCCCUCGAGACUAUUCCCCAUGCUCUCCCAGCAGAUGCCCAAAAUGAACAAAAAGGACCAGGACCAGGUGAGUCUUUCUUUCUUUCUUUUUUUGUGUGGUAAACUAGCUCAACUUAGCAGAAGCUGUUUUAACGUCUUGCAGGUGGUAGUGACUUAUGUGGAGAACUUAUUGAAGUUGGAGAGUAGCUCAAUCGGUCAAGUUGGUGGCAACAUGAUCUUUAUGAUGGUGAUGGAGAGGCUACGAGAUUUGGAUUUGGAGAUUGAUUGGGAUGAUAUUCUGCAAGAUGACUCUAGUAGAGGCAUGUUUGAUAUGGAACUUGAAGAUGCUAUGAAUGAAGGAGACGAGCUUCCAGCGGGGUCUGUAAAUCAGGAUACAUCAAGUGGAAAGAUAGCUUUUGAGUCGUUGGACAAAUUGAUGGUCACAUCUUUUGAUCAUCUUGAAUCCUGUCAAGAUGCUGGCCGUUUGGAUCAGGUGUUUGAAAAGCUCUUCGAGUCAUUUGAGAACUUCAUUCUGAAUACCUACAAAUCCAAAGUCUCCCAGUUUCUCAUGUUCUAUGCAUGUUCACUGGAUCCUGAAAAUUGUGGUGUGAAAUUUGGGAGUAAGCUGCUGGACAUUUUUCUCUCCAGCAACAAGCCUCGACCUACUAGGAUGAGUGCGGUGGCUUAUCUAGCUAGCUACUUGGCUCGUGGAAAGUUUUUACCUGUUUCCUAUGUGGCUAGCAUGUUAAAAAGGUUAGUAGAUGAGUGUGCGGAUUACUGUAGGAUCUGCAAUGAUGAUAUAAGGCCUGAAGCACAUCAGCUUUUCUAUUCAGGAUGUCAGGCGAUCAUGUAUGUGCUGUGCUUCCGUAUGAGAUCCAUCCUAGAUGUUCCUCGCUUUCGGUCCGAGCUUAUACCAUUGGAGUCAAUUUUAAUGCACAAACUAAACCCAUUGAUGGUAUGCCUUCCAUCGGUAGUUGCAGAGUUCCUUAAACAAGCUAAAGCAGUUGGUCUGUUCGUCGUCUCAGACUCCUUCAUUUUCGAUGACCUGCUUGAGUCUGAGCUUUCUCGUGCGUUUGGCGGGCGUGAGAGACUUGAUACAUUCUUCCCCUUUGACCCUUACUUGCUGAAAAGCUCUAACAGCGUCAUCUCCCCGAAUUUCAUCUACUGGUCAACGAUGAUGAACCAAGAUGACGAUGAUGAUGACGAUGCUGAGAUAAUUGUGAAUGGGGAUGAGGAGAGUGAUGAAGAAGAGGAGGAAGAAGGUGAUCUUGAUUACGCAAUGGACAAGAUGUCCAUAACGCCUAAGCACUCUUUCAAGAACAAGAUGGAAAGAGACAGACUUAUGAAAAUGCCUUCCAUGAUCAGACCUUCUACUAGUCCUCAAUCCCUUUAAUCUUUUUGGUACGCAUUUUUUGUAAGCAACAUCGACUCAAAAACUCUUUUAAUAUAUGGAAACAGUGCUUGUUCUUGAAAGAAA